Onthophagus taurus is the source of this 3602-nucleotide messenger RNA. RefSeq names its product TATA-box binding protein associated factor 2 (gene Taf2). The record is from RefSeq and is a predicted model, not a curated record. Gene Ontology annotation, cellular component: transcription factor TFIID complex. Lineage: Eukaryota; Metazoa; Arthropoda; Insecta; Coleoptera; Scarabaeidae. Gene Ontology annotation, molecular function: zinc ion binding; chromatin binding; transcription cis-regulatory region binding. Gene Ontology annotation, biological process: transcription initiation at RNA polymerase II promoter.
AUGAAGAAGGAAAAAACUGCUGAUAAUUGUCGACCUUUCAAACUAGCUCACCAAAUAUUGAGUUUAACGGGAAUAAGUUUUGAUAGAAAAAGCAUUAUUGGAUUUGUUGAAUUGACAGUUGUUCCACUUAGAGACAACUUAAGACAUAUAAAACUAAACGCCAAACAGUGUCGCAUUUACAAAGUUGUUCUGAAUGAGAGUUAUGAGGCUCAGUUCCAGUAUUUUGAUCCAUUCCUUGAUAUAUGCCAAAGUGAUACAGAAACACGCGCUUUGGAGUAUUUUUCAACUCAACAUCUAUCAGCUGCAUUAAAAGUAGAUCCUGAUAAUAGUGCAGGUGAACUUGUUGUUACUGUUCCUAAUGAAGCCGCUCACUUAAUUGCUGAAGGAACAGCUUUGCGCGUCGGAAUUGAAUUUUCAUUAGAACAACCACAAGGAGGGUUACAUUUUGUUGUUCCAGCUGGGGAAGGUUCAUAUGCAGAAAGAGGUGUUCAUUUAUUCACGUAUGGUCAUCAAAAUUCAUCAAGAUUAUGGUUUCCUUGUGUUGAUAGUUUUGCAGAGCCAUGUACUUGGAAAUUAGAAUUUACAGUUGAUGAAAAUAUGACUGCCAUUUCUAAUGGGGAUUUAACAGAAGUGGUUUUUACUCCAGAUAUGCGAAGAAAAACGUUUCAUUAUUCUUUAGCUAUUCCUACUUGCGCCCCAAAUAUCUCUUUGGCAGUGGGUCCUUUUGAAAUCUAUGUGGAUCCUUUUAUGCAUGAAGUAACCCACUUUUGCCUUCCUCAACUUCUCCCUUUAUUAAAAGUAACAACAAAAUGUAUGCACGAAGUUUUUGAAUUUUAUGAAGAAACUUUGUCAAAUCGAUAUCCUUAUUCAUGCUACAAACAAGUUUUUGUGGAUGAAAUUGAUGACGAUUAUAAUUCUUACGCAACGAUGAGUAUUUUAAGUACUAAUUUAUUACAUUCGGCUGUAAUUAUCGACCAGGUUUAUAUAACUAGAAGAGCUAUGGCUCAAGCGAUAGCUGAACAAUUUUUUGGUUGUUUUAUAUCGAUGCAAAAUUGGUCUGAUAUGUGGUUACCAAAAGGAAUAUCUUUAUAUUUAUCCGGAUUAUAUUGCAAAAAAAGUUUUGGUAACAACGAAUAUCGCGAAUUUGUUCAAAGUACUUUGUUAAAUGUUGUUAAAUACGAAGAGGAUUAUGGGGGAAUUAUAUUAGAUCCGAGUCAGCCGCCGGCUCCAUUGCCAACUUCGGCUAAUAGCUCUCAGCCAGUACAAAAAAAUAUCGAAACUAAUUUUUAUUUCUCUAUCAGAAAUUUACACACAAUGUCACCCAUGUAUAUCGAAGCUAUGCAUGAAAAAGCAUUUUUAGUGAUGCGUAUGUUAGAGCAUAGAAUUGGUCAAGAAUUACUUUUGCAAGUUUUUAAUAAACAAUUAUCGUUAGCUUCGAAUGCGGCCGGUCAAAAAAUUGGAUCUGGUUUAUGGGGGCAUAUGCUUAUUAGCACUAAUGUUUUUACUAAAGCUAUAUUUACCGUUACUGGAAAAGAUAUGGCUGUUUUUGUUGAUCAAUGGGUAAGAACUGGAGGUCAUGCUAAGUUUCAUUUAACGUCAGUAUUUAAUCGAAAAAGAAAUACAAUUGAAUUAGAAAUUCGUCAAGAUGCAACUUCACAAACGGGAAUUCGUAAAUACGUAGGUCCACUUUUGGUGACACUCCAAGAACUUGAUGGUACAUUCAAACACAUGCAACAAAUCGAAAAUACCGUUGUAAAAGCUGAUAUAACGUGCCAUUCAAAAAGUAGGAGAAAUAAAAAAAAGAAAAUUCCUUUAUGUACAGGAGAAGAGGUUGAUAUGGAUUUGAGUGCAAUGGAUGAUUCACCUGUACUUUGGGUACGAUUAGAUCCAGAGAUGACUUUAUUGAGAUCCGUUGUGAUUGAACAACCCGAUUAUCAAUGGCAAUAUCAGUUGAGGCACGAAAGGGACGUUACAGCUCAAAUGGAAGCGAUUGUUGCAUUGGAAAGAUAUCCGACACCAGCUACAAGAUUAGCGUUGACCGAUACAAUUGAAAACGAGCAAUGUUUUCAUAAAGUUAGGUGUAGGGCGGCUCAUUGCUUGACUAAGGUUGCUAAUGAUUUGGUUGCAAGCUGGGCUGGACCACCGGCUAUGUUAACAAUUUUUAGAAAAUUUUUCGGUUCUUUUGCAGCACCGAAUAUAAUUCGUCAAAACACGUUUCAAAAUUUUCAACAUUAUUUUCUUCAAAAAACAAUUCCUUUGGCUAUGGGUGGACUUAGAAAUGCACACGGAAUUUGUCCACCGGAAGUAAUACGUUUUUUACUCGAUUUAUUUAAAUAUAACGAUAAUUCAAAGAAUAGAUACUCAGAUAAUUAUUAUAGAGCCUCUUUGGUGGAAGCUUUAGGUGCUACAGUAACUCCUGUUGUUUCUGUUAUGCAACAAGGAGCACCAAUUACUUCAGAAAGUUUAAGUGCUGACACCAAAUUGGUUUUGGAAGAAAUUACGAGGAUGUUAAAUUUGGAAAAAUCGGUUCCUUGUUAUAAAUAUACCGUUACUGUGGCUUGUUUAAAAGCUAUAAGGAAAUUGCAAAAAUUUGGGCAUUUACCGAGUAGAUCAACUUUGUUUAAGAGUUAUGCUGUUUAUGGACAAUUUAUUGACGUUCGUUUAGCUGCUUUUGAAUGUUUGGUUGAUUUUGUAAAAAGCGACGGACGUCUAGAUGAUCUUCAACAUCUCUUAGAAAUAGCUGAAAAUGACCCAGAUCCCGGAAUACGUCACCGAUUAGUUCGUUUAUUAGUAAUAAAUCCUCCAUUUGAGAAAGGAUACAGACAUCGGUUAGAUGUGCCUGAUUUAGUCGAUAGAAUUUGGACAAAUAUAAAUGGGAUGUUAUCACAUGAUUCAAAACUUCGGUGUGAUUUUGUUGAUUUAUAUUACAAAUUGUAUGGAAUUAAACGACCUUUGUGCUUACCGAUACAAGAACUUAUCGGGAUUUUGAAACCACCAAAAGUUCACGAUGAAAUCAAACGAAAACCUCAUUUCACUCAUAUCCCUCCUGUUAGUACAGUAGAUGUAAAACCACCGCCGCCUAUUGAGAAGGAAGGUCCAAACACGGUUGUUAUAGAAGAAAAUGUUGAGUGCGUGAAUAUGGAAGUGGUCGUUCGCGAUGGAAUUAAAGAGGAAGUGGUUGAAGUUAACUCGGAAACCAAAACGUUUACAAAACAAGAAUACUUUUCUGAUAACUCAGUUUCCUUACCUGGAUUAAUGGGUCAACAUGGUCCCGUCAGUUUUGAACCUGGAAUAUUUAAAAAGGACGGGGAUCCUAAACAUAAUAAGUCCGAUCCAACAAAGGUUAAAAAGAAGAAGAAAGACAAGAAGAAGCAUAAGCAUAAACAUAAACACAAACACGAACAUAAACAUAAGGAUAAAGAUAAGAAGGAAAAAGAAAAGGAUAAAGAUCCAAAUAAAUUGAAAAUAAAGGAGGAGACAUUAAGUUCUGUUAGUUCCACACCAAGUCCGAAUUCGCAUUCGUUAGGGGAUACUUUGUGAACGUAAUUAAUUAAUUAAUUAAUUUGGAAAUGUUUAUACUAUAAAAAAUUACUUUAUAAUAA